AUGAUGAAAUUUUUCUGUGCUAUAGUCGGCAGCGUGUUUCCUAUAGACAUCGAUGUAGGACAGUCUGUAGGGGACCUGGAGAAGGCAAUUAAGGCAGAGAAUCCAGCAACGAUCACAUGUGAUGCUAAGGACCUGCGUCUCUAUCUUGCGAAGAAGGGCACAGGAUGGCUACCAAGUGUGGACCUUGCUGCGAUAGAAGACAGAGAAGCGGUGCCAGGUUUUGAAAAGGUGUCAUUGGUGGAUACAAAGCGUGAGAAAUCCUCGACCUAUUUGAUUCAGAAGGUGUUGGAGAUGAAUGGAAUGCCUUCACCUCAAGCGGAGCAAAUUCACGUGCUGGUGGUGGUUCCAACGGGUGCUUCGACGCCUGAGAAUAAUAGGAAGAGGAAAAGAAUGGAAGAAAAGGACGCUCCGGACGCUUGGAUAAAGACUAUUAAGGACGAGCGGGUUACAACACUACCGUCGACCCGUGAAGCUAUGAAAGACCACCUGCAACGCGCACUUCACGUCAAGAUCCCCGUCAGUGGCAGAUUAUUCCAACUUAUGUCAGCGAGAAACUCAACAGGAGAGAUAUCGAGCGUGCUAGACAAGUUAUUUGAUUCUGAACCGCGUGAAGCAAUUUCAGACAUUACUGGGACAGUUUUGAGGGAAAUUAUCGAUCCUCUUGGAUUCGGUUCCGAGUCGGUGUCUGAACAAACGUAUCAUCACUCGUGGGAUGCCGUCAUUGCGAUGCUGUUGAGGCUUGUUACUGACGGGAUCUUUCGUCGUAACUUGAAUGUGUCCGCUUCUACCGGCGCCUAUCGACCAGAUUUGUGCUUCUAUAGCACAAAUAGUAAUAUUUGCGUGUUUCGCGGUCAAGAAAAAGCAAGAGGCGAGUUGGAUGUGCCGGUGAAGGAAUUGCAUGAGAAACUAAGAUGGAGAUAUGACGAUGCGCCCUACGUUUUCGGUUAUGCUGCUGUGGGACUACUGGUGUGUUUGGUCACUAUUCGAAAAGACGAAAAAAAAGAGACGUGUGCGAAAGCUGAAAAGAUUGAAACGUACAAUUUGGAAAGUCUCAAAGACAGGCUGUCGUUCUUUCUCGCCAUGCUCAACCUUUCGACUCUUUUCAAGCCUGUUGUGGAUCUUAUCCGUCCGCUGGGUAUACCCGAUUACAUCACUUUGUAUAGAAGCAAUGGAGUGCUGAUUAAGUUUGCAGAAGAUUGUGUGGUGAAGACGUACCCCAAGAGCAUGCCGAGUGAUGAAAUAAUCCGUAAUUUGAAGGGAUUGCAUCGUGUAAUGAAGAAUCAUUCAGUCCCGAACAUUGUGGAGCUAAAGAACGCAAACAUGAAGAAAAAGCAUGUGAAGCUGGCACCCAUUGGUCUACUUACCCCGCCUGAAAACUGUAAGCAGCUCCUGAUGGCUCUGCGCGAUAUCCUCAAGGCGCUAGUGGCACUGCACGCAAUCAAUCUGAUGCAUCGAGACUUGAGAUGGGAAAAUGUGAUUAAGUACUCAAUUGAUGGCGACAAGUGGUUUCUUAUUGACUUUGAUGACGGAACAUCAUCGCCGGCUGCGAAAGUAACUCACUUGAAGGCAGAAUCACAUGCUCCCGAAAUACCAUCAUCUUCGUCCCACACGGUCAAGGUUGACAUUUGGAGUGUGGGUUACCUUUUGAUGACAUCUCCCGUCCAAGAUCUUCCGCCUGAAUUGGGAAGAAUAAAAUCACAGUGUUUGCGGAAGAAUCCGUCAAGCAGACCCACGGCUAAAUCACUCCUGACGGCCAUCGAAUCGCUAAUAGAAAGUUGA
Messenger RNA from Plasmopara halstedii, 1779 nucleotides. Its product is annotated as CRN-like protein. The transcript has a single exon. NCBI's taxonomy places the organism in Eukaryota, Oomycota, Peronosporomycetes, Peronosporales, Peronosporaceae. Gene Ontology annotation, biological process: protein phosphorylation. The record is from RefSeq and is a predicted model, not a curated record. Gene Ontology annotation, molecular function: protein kinase activity; ATP binding. Bases 1 to 1779 code for a protein of 592 amino acids.